Messenger RNA from Scutellospora calospora, 137 nucleotides. The record is from the annotation of a GenBank genome assembly. Lineage: Eukaryota; Fungi; Glomeromycota; Glomeromycetes; Diversisporales; Gigasporaceae.
AUAAAAUUUAUAAUAGUAAGGGAGUAUAUGCUACCUUCGAAAAAUCUUUUGAGGAGCAAGAUAUUACAGUAAAUGGUAUAAAAGACUUAACAGAGAAUCAACUAAUUGAAUUAGGUGUAUCUACAGUUAGAAAGCGA